GCCGCUCCACCUUAAGUACACUCUUUCAUCUUUGCCGCUCCACCUUAAGAGCGCUCCGUUCGUCUACGCCGCUCCACCUUAAGUGCACUCUGCCCCGCUCCACCUUAAGUGCGCUCCGUUCAUCUUUGCCGCUCCACCUUAAGAGCGCUCCGUUCGUCUACGCCGCUACACCUUAAGUGCACUCUGCCCCGCUCCACCUUAAGUGCGCUCCGUUUAUCUUUGCCGCUCCACCUUAAGCGCGCUCCGUCCGUCUACGCCGCUCCACCUUAAGCGCGCUCCGUUCAUCUGCCCCGCUCCACCUUAAGCGCUGAACGCAGGCGUAGAGCGGGGCUUCCGCUUCAGCUCGGAGCAGAGCGGAGAUCAGCUCGGAGAGCAGCAGGAGGAGCGGCGGCGGCGGAGAACAGCGAGCGGCGGCGCCGCGGGGCGGGAUCGGCGCUCGGUGUCCGGAGGAGGAGGCGGAGGAGGAGCCGCGCGGACACGGAGCCAUGUCGGAGCCGCGCUACCGAGACUGGAUCCUGGAGACCAUCGACUCGCUGCGCUCGCGGAAGGCGCGUCCGGACCUGGAGCGGAUCUGCCGGAUGGUGCGGCGGCGGCACGGCUCGGACCCGGAGCGCACGCGCGCCGAGCUGGAGAAGCUGAUCCAGGAGCGGACGGUGCUGAAAGUCAGCUACAAGGGCUCCAUCUCCUACCGGAACGCCGCCAGAGUGCAGCGGAAGGGCCGGAGGACCGACGGCGGGCUCGCGCACGACGGCGCGAGGACUAAUAAUAGCAGUAAUAACGCCGUUAAUAAUAGCGGUAAUAACAGCAGCGGGAGCGCUAACUGCGACGGGAACAGCCGGAGCGGCGAGCGCGUGCUCGGUCCCGCCGAUCGCGAGCACGAGCAACAAAAGCCCGAGCCCUCGCGCUCGGAGAGUUCUGCAAAGUCGUCGCGCGAGAGCUGCGGCGGAGGGGGCUCGAGCGCCGCCGAAGCGCGAGAGCGGCAAACUUGCGGCGAGAGCGACGCCGGGCGCGAGAGUCUGUCCGCUCGUGCAGCCGCCGCCGCCACCGCCGCCGCUGGUGGUGGUCACGCGCUGCUGGGACUGAGGGAGAUCCUGGGCUGCCUCAGCGCGCGCGAGCAGGACGAGACGCUGACGCGGCGCCGCGCGCGAGCCCUGCAGCUGGAGCGCGAGAUGCUGGAGAAGAAGAAGAAGAACAGCGUGAAGAAGAACAAAGCGAUGGUGAUGAUGAUGAUGACGAAGAGCAAGAACAAAGCGGGCCGCGUGCAGCAGGGGCAGCAGCGCGGGGCAGCGGCGUGUGUGCUCGCGCACACCGGCUCGGGAGGAGGAGGAGCAGAAGGCGCGCGACUGUCCAAGAAGAAGAAGAAGAAAAAGAAGAAGAAGAAGAAGCAGAGCGGAGGAGGAGGAGGAGGAGGAGGAGGAGGCGGCGCGCGGGACGACGAGAGCAAGGAAGAAGAGAAGGAUGAAGAGCCGAUGGAAACUGAGAGUGAGGAGGAGGAGGAGGAGGAGGAAGAAGAGGAGGAGGAGAAGGUGGAGGAAGAGGAUGAAAGUCCCACACCAGUUGACCCCCAGACAACCAAGAGUGAAGGUCAAGCAGGAGUCACGAGUCAAGAGCACAGCCCACUUUCAGUCAGUCUGGAGGUGAAGCCGAGUGAUAUCGCUCAGCCAGCGACGAUGCCAGAGGAGACACGCCCACCUUUGUUGUUGGCAUCACCACCACCAGCAAAACUCAAUGCCUUUCAUCAGGACGCAGAUAGUGAAGGAGACACAACGAUUCAGGUGAGACCUUUUGGCACAGGAAGUUUGAGAGAGGAGCAAAGAGCAGCCAUACCAAACCAACUGCAGACCAAUAUACAGAAUCAAGCAGUUGUGGUGCCGGACAGUGUGAUGGUUCCUUCUCCCAUUCCCAUAAAAAGUUUUCCAGGCUGUAAGACGGAAGUGGGUGUGUCCUCAUGUCUACUCACCCCCUCCGCCUCCCCAGGAGCAGCUGAGGAACGAGGGAUGAAUGGAGGAGUGUUUGUGAAGUCGGAGUCUACCAUCGUGAAUCCAGUCGACUGGACAGUAGCAGAUGUAGCCAGCUAUUUCACAGCUGUGGGAUUUCCAGAGCAAGCUCUUGCCUUCAGGACACAGGAAAUAGAUGGGAAGUCCCUCCUGCUGAUGCAGCGCAACGACGUGUUGACCGGCCUGUCCAUUAGACUUGGCCCAGCCCUAAAGAUCUACGAGCGCCACGUGAAGGUUUUGCAGAGGACCCACUUUCAGGACGACGGAGAGUUCUGUUGAAACACACACACACACACUUUAUCAUCCUCGUCCUGCUCCUAUGAGGAUAUAAACCAAGGAGCGUAAAAGCCCUGGAGGAAACUCUGUCCUCUAUAAACUGACAGAAACAAAGCAGAUCACGUUCAACCUAAAAUAAACUUCCGUGGGCAGCUGAUCUUGUUGUGUGAUGGUGGCAGCAGUUAACGACUCAUCUAAUGAACUUUGCUGAUGGAUGUAUUUCAUCAACUGACCUUGUGGAUGCUUGUGCCCUUCAACAGGGGGCAGCAAACACCCGAACAAACAUGAAGGAUCAUGGAGAAAGAGAACUGGCCAUUAGUUCUGGAGCAUGAAAUCACAGUGCUUUUCUGAUCAAUUCAGUGGAUCCAGAGCUGUAUCGGCUCUGACUUUGAUGAUGGAUCGCUUGCCUCUGAGAUCUUCACUCUUCACUGGAUGAUACGAAAUAGAACACAAAGCAGGAAUUUUCCUUUCGUGCCCAGAAUUGAAAAUAUUUGUGGGACAUUUUCAUGAAAGUAGCAUCAAAAUACACUCUUAAAAAACAUAUUCACAGAUUCAUUAGUAAAGGCAGUGAGUUUAAAUAUAUGAUUCAAAGAACCAUCUGAAUGGUUCUUUGCAUGGUUUGUUGGCUCUUCUCUGUGAUGGAGAACUUGUUGUAUAUCACUGUUGUUGGAAGAAAACCUCGUAUCUCUGUUUUUGUCAUUUUUCAGUUUUUGACAUAAUUUGAAAAUAUCUGUUACCCUUUUGUGAGUAUGAAUGGGCUAAAAGAAAUGACCCAAAAUGACUUGGAAAAAAUUCUGGUUCCACUGAAUUACAUUAAAAGUAAAGUAGGUUUUUUCCUUCUCCUGUAAAGUUUUUUAGAGAUUUGAGAUUUUCUUCCAAUAACAGCGAUAUGACUCCGUUCUUCACAGCACCAAAAAGGGUUCCAAAAUUGUCACAUUAGGUCAUAAUACCUUUUUUGGUUCUAUAUAGAACCUUUUUUGCAAAGACUAUGGAUUCUUCAAGAAUGGAUUUACCUUUUUAAAAGGCACCGGUGGGCCCAAAGUUCUAUUACACACUUCUAUAACUUCUAAGAAUACACACUCAAAAUGCUUAGUUCCUCAAGGGUUCUUUAGUAAAGAAAACGGUUCCUAAUAGAACUAUGAACACUCAAAGGACCACUUACAUGAUUAAUUGGGUCUCUGCAUGGUCAAAUGG
This is a messenger RNA of Pygocentrus nattereri (red-bellied piranha), 3467 nucleotides long. It is a transcript of the gene samd1b, whose product is annotated as sterile alpha motif domain containing 1b. The coding region runs from base 486 to 2276 and encodes 596 amino acids. Lineage: Eukaryota; Metazoa; Chordata; Actinopteri; Characiformes; Serrasalmidae. Gene Ontology annotation, molecular function: DNA binding; protein binding. The record is from RefSeq and is a predicted model, not a curated record. The transcript is spliced from 7 exons.